Dentiscutata erythropus is the source of this 683-nucleotide messenger RNA. Lineage: Eukaryota; Fungi; Glomeromycota; Glomeromycetes; Diversisporales; Gigasporaceae. The record is from the annotation of a GenBank genome assembly.
GUAAUAGAUAUCUAUCACAAAGGCUUCGGAAAAGUAAUAAAGACUACAUUAAGAUUGCAAACCGAUUUAAAGAUAAUUGGAAACAUUCAAGAAAACUUGUUCCAAAAAUUAGUAAUAUAUGGGAAAUACAUUGUAAUUGGGCUUUAAAAUCCAAGUAUAGAAAAUACCGAAAAAUGAUAGAAAACAAACGAUGUUUGAAGGGAAACUAUUAUUUGAAAGACGAUAGAAGAAAAUAUCAUAUGGCUUCAGGAAAUGAACAACUAAGAUCAUGGUCAUGUUUCAUUGGUUUGAAAGAUGAUGGAAAAGUUUGUAAAAACAAAUUAUGUUCAGUAUGUGGCAUUAUAAGAAAUGGAUAUAAACUUAAGUUUGUGAGUACAGGCAGAGGUACAAGCAGGUUUGGUAAAGGGAUUUAUUUCUCUCGUACCUCAUCAAAAUGUGACGAUUAUAACGGAUCGCCAAAAUAUUUUAAAAGAAUAGGAUAUAAAGUAAUGAUAGUAAAUAGUGUUGUGAUAGGAAAAGGAUAUAAGAUUGCUGCAGAUGAUACGACGCUUACAAGUCCUCCAUAUGGAUUCGAUAGUAUAUUAGGCGAACCUAGUAAGAAUAGAAAGUUAAAAUAUGAUGAAUUAGCUAUAUAUAGAGAAGAAGCUAUACGUCCACAAUAUUUAAUUGUUUAUGUAGCAUAA